Phaeodactylum tricornutum CCAP 1055/1 is the source of this 672-nucleotide messenger RNA. RefSeq lists its product with no specific name. Lineage: Eukaryota; Bacillariophyta; Bacillariophyceae; Surirellales; Neidiaceae. The coding region runs from base 1 to 672 and encodes 223 amino acids. Gene Ontology annotation, cellular component: membrane. The record is from RefSeq and is a predicted model, not a curated record. The transcript has a single exon.
AUGUCCAAUCCACUAUUCCUCGGGUUGUACAAAUUCUGGAGCGUCUACAACGGUGACACAAGCUUUCUCCCGCUCUAUUUACCUUUGCUCUUCUGGGUCGUCUCCUAUACGUACUGCCGUUUCGUGCGAAGAGAGUUCCACAAAUGGACUCUUCUGCACAGUUUUCACAAUUUCGGGGCGAUUGUGUUGGGUUUAAUUUCUCUCUACUACGACAACGAUGCCGUCUUCAGCGAACGCCUUUCGAUCCUGUGGUCCAUGGCUUACUUUUUGGUAGAUAUUGUGGACUGUAUCGUCAGAGGCGACGUCGCGUACACCGUGCACGCCACCUUUUGUUUGCUAUUGGGAGUGGCGAACUAUACGACCCCCGUCUGUCGCGAGUUGCGCAUGAAUUCCAAAGCCGCCUUGCUCGAAUGCAGUACGCCCUUUCUAUACGUCGCCAAAACUACCCGGCAUCCGGCUCACUUUAUUCUCUUUGCCUUGGCCUUUACGCUCUGUCGAAUUGUGUGGGUGCCCGUUCUUAGUUUGCAGCUCAAGCAAGCUGGGCGGGGUUAUACCGAUUACCUGCAACUCGCCUUGUGCGGCUUUUACUGUUUGAAUCUGUUUUGGUACGCCAAGAUCCUUCGCAUUCUCUACGACGGUGCCACUGGCAAGAUCGAUAAGAAAGAGGUGUAA